GUGGAGUGAAAGCACCCCAGCCUGAGGUUGGAAUGGUUGGAAAAGAUGCACCGCUGUGGACAGGUGUCCUCACAUUAGCCCGCAACGGCGCUAAGCGCUUGCCUGCCCGAGUCACCUUGCAUCGAGGCCGUGUGAAGGACAUCGAGGUGGCCAUCCAAUCGGCCAAGGACACACGGAUGUUGGACAUCAAGCAUCGGGUGCCUUUCGAUGAGGCGGCGCGGCGCAUCAGCAGUGGUUCGGUCUUGGCCUUGGAUCCCAUGAGUCCAACGGACCAGAAAGCCUUCGAUGAGUAUAUAAAGUAUUUCAAGACCAAGUCCCGCGCAGGGGUCGCGAGACUGGAAGGGAACUUGGCGCUGUACUUGCUUCCGGCAGGUGAGAGUCCGGAGGUGCUCAAGGCGCUUUAUGAACUAAACACGCACAUCCCACGCAAUGGAAGCUUGUUGGGGAUCAUCGGAGAAAGUGGAGCUGUCGCGGCACCCGUGGCAGCACCUGUGGCAGCACCCGUGGCAGCACCAAAAGAAGAAGCAUCGAAGGCCAAGCCGGAUGAGGCCAAAGGAAAGGUGGAGCCCAAGGGUGGAGGUGACGAAGAAGGUGGGAAGAUUUCUUCGAAGGACGUUACUGAGUGAUGUUUGCAACUUCCAGUGGGUUUGUUUAAUCACUGUUUGUACCCUGGUACCUGGAGCUUUUUCGGGUGCAAUGAAGCCUGUGAGUGAAACUUGAUUCCAAGCCUGUGGCUUGUUGCUGUUAAAGGCCACCAUCAGAAGGUCAUGUAGUCAGCUAGUCCGCACAUGUCCGCAUCAGACUCUUUCAAGCCACAUGUCAGAGAUGUAAGAAAUGACGGUUUCAUUUUGUGAGGCCGUGGCCAUUCUGGUCUCGAAACGAUUUUGAGUGUUGUGUUGGGACAAGGGGUACGAAUCAAACUUGUUUGGAGCUGCUGCCUAGGCCCAGGCCCCUCCAUAGCCCAACCAACCAAUAGCACAACUGCUCAGUGUCCAACAGUUGAAGGGUCUCAGUUUUGCAGUUCUGGCUCUUCUUGUGGUCAGCACAAACGUCGGGGAUGCCUUCUGGGUUUUGAUUCUGAUCAUGUUAGAGGCUUGCGGCAAGUACAGGCUUUGGGGUUCGAGCUCACUGAACUGGCCCUUCAUCACACCUUGGAGAACAUAGAAAUGCAUACUGUACAUUACUGUACAUGAUUGUCCGUUCGAAUCCCACUCACCAAAACCUACCCCUAGAAGCUGAAGCCAGCAAAUGCACAUUUUUUUGUUAGCUUUACUAUGCUUUACUCAUGUUGUUUCCAUUGGCAUUUGCUUGAACUCAAGUGGUUUCAUACACUGGAACAGUAGCUCACCCACGUGAUUUCUUGGAGACGCAAUUUCUUUGAUGCUCACCCAUCGCCCAUUCUGUCAGGAGUUGAUGGAUCUUUUCUCCAAUCCAGAUCUGAUCAAACUUCUUUCUGACGGCUCUGAAGGCAAGUAGCCAACUUUCCACGAAGAGAUUGGUCCCAGAGCGGAAGUGGCACUUGGGC
Durusdinium trenchii is the source of this 1525-nucleotide messenger RNA. NCBI's taxonomy places the organism in Eukaryota, Dinophyceae, Suessiales, Symbiodiniaceae. The record is from the annotation of a GenBank genome assembly.